Molecule: messenger RNA, 1506 nt
Organism: Corylus avellana
Lineage: Eukaryota; Viridiplantae; Streptophyta; Magnoliopsida; Fagales; Betulaceae
Cellular component (GO): nucleus
Molecular function (GO): DNA-binding transcription factor activity; minor groove of adenine-thymine-rich DNA binding
Source: RefSeq, a predicted model, not a curated record
AUUUCUUCACUUCAUUGACAUCUCUCUCUUUUUCUCUCUUUCUCUCUCUCGUGGGAGAUGUGUGGACCCUACUUUACAUCCCAACCAGCGGCGCCAUUAGUCUUUACUUGGUUUAGAAGCUCACCCACCUCCCCUUAUUUCACCCUCUCUCUCUCUCUCUCUCUCUUCAUAAAAACACCCUCAUCCCAUUUAUUAUAAACAAAUCCAAACACCACGCCAUCACCUUCUUUGUCUUCUCUCUCUCUCUCUCUCAAACUCGUAGCCCAUCCUUCUCUGCUACAAGUGCAACUAUUUGUAGUUGGUUUUUUGCCUUAUUUUAUUGCAAACCCACAAACAUUCAACCAAUCAUAGAGCGGGGAGAAGAUAACGAACAAUAUAGAAAGAGGAAUAAAGAGAGGGAAAUUCCCAACAUGAAAGGUGAAUAUGUAGAACCAAAGAGUGAAGCUUCCAGCAUGUUCUCCAAGCUUCACCACCAACACCAACAACACCAGCACCAGCACCAGCACCAGCAGCACCCACAACAUCAGCACCAACAACAACAGCAACAGCAACAGCAACAGCAACAGCAACAACUCCACCACCCAUUUUCGCAUCCCUUCCACCAAGUCUCCUCCUCCGCCACGCAACGUGAAUGCCAGCAACAAACCUCCGAAGAUGACGACAGCGGCCGAAGCAGCGGUGGACCCACUAACACCACCCCACCGACGAGCCAGGCCCAGAAGCCCAGGCUCUCCUCCGACGGAGGAGACGGAGCCACCAUCGAGGUGGUGAGGCGGCCGAGGGGCCGCCCGCCGGGAUCCAAAAACAAGCCCAAGCCUCCGGUCUUCAUCACCCGUGACCCGGAGCCCGCCAUGAGCCCUUACGUUCUCGAGGUUCCCGGCGGAAACGACAUCGUCGAGGCCAUUUCCCGCUUCUGCCGCCGCAAGAACAUGGGCAUCUGCGUCCUCACCGGCUCCGGAACCGUCGCCAACGUCACCCUCCGCCAGCCCUCCCCCACUCCCGGCGCCACCGUCACCUUCCACGGCCGCUUCGACAUCCUCUCCAUCUCCGCCACCUUUCUCCCCGGCACCACGUCCUUCCCCGUCCCCAACGGCUUCUCAAUCUCCCUCGCAGGCCCCCAGGGCCAGAUCGUCGGUGGCCUCGUCGCAGGAUCCCUCAUCGCCGCCGGUCCCGUCUUCAUAAUCGCCGCGUCCUUCAACAACCCCUCCUACCACCGGAUUCCAUCCGAGGACGAUGUCCAUAACUCGGGCUCCGGAGGAGGCGACGGCGUUCACUCCCCGCCCGUAUCGGGUGGCGGAGAAAGCGUUCACGCGCCGGCCGAUUCAUGCGGGAUGUCCAUGUACAGCUGUCACCUGCCAACCGAUGUGAUUUGGGCCCCCACUCCAAGACAAGCACCGCCUCCACCACCACCUUACUGAUUCCUUUUUUUUUUUACUGUUAAUUACUUUCGAGAAUUUUAGGAGAUGUAUUUGUUUUUCUUUCGCUCAAUCUGUCCCCUUUCAUUAA